Molecule: messenger RNA, 807 nt
Organism: Pteronotus mesoamericanus
Lineage: Eukaryota; Metazoa; Chordata; Mammalia; Chiroptera; Mormoopidae
Gene: NCCRP1
Product: NCCRP1, F-box associated domain containing
Exons: 6
Coding region: 1-807 (268 amino acids)
Biological process (GO): SCF-dependent proteasomal ubiquitin-dependent protein catabolic process; glycoprotein catabolic process
Cellular component (GO): cytoplasm; SCF ubiquitin ligase complex
Molecular function (GO): ubiquitin protein ligase activity
Source: RefSeq, a predicted model, not a curated record
AUGGAGAAGGUGCAGGGCAGACGUGAGCUCGGCGGCGGGAUGGAGGCCGAGGAGCCCGCAAGCCCCCACGAGCCGCUGUCGCCACCGUCGCCACAGUCGCCGCCUCCACCGCCGAAGCUGCUGUCACCUGCGGCUCCCCAGAGUCCCGAGCUGUCCCCACCGGAGGAGCCGUCAGAGGCCCACGCGCGGCAGCUGCUGCUUGAGGAGUGGAAGCCGCCGGGCGGGAGCCUGGAGCUGCCGCCGGGCCUUACCUGGAAGCUGCUCUUUCUGCGGCGGCCGCUCUACCGCAACCUGCUGCGCUCACCCAACCCCGAAGGCAUCAACAUUUAUGAGCCAGCACCCCCUACUGGGCCCACACAGCAGCCCCUGGAGACUCUGGGCAACUUCCGCGGGUGGCACAUUAGGACUGAGAAGGUCCAGCGUAACUGCAGCUGGACGGUGAAGCAGCAGUGUGUGGAUCUGCUGGCCGAGGGGCUGUGGGAGGAGCUGCUCGACGACGAGCAGCCGGACAUCACGGUCAUGGACUGGUAUGAGGACAGCCGGCUGGACGUGUGUGUCUACGAGCUGCACGUCUGGCUGCUGGCAGCUGACCGCCACACCACCAUUGCGCAGCACCACGUGGCCCCCCGGACCUCUGGGAGGGGCCCUCCUGGCUGCUGGGUCCAGGUGUCGCACGUGUUCCGCCAGUACGGCCCUGGUGUGCGCUUUGUCCAUUUCCUGCACAAGACAAAGAACCGGCUGGAGCCUGGUGGGCUGCGGCGGACAAGGGUGACUGACUCCUCCGUGUCUGUGCAGUUCAGGGAGUGA